ACUGCGAUGCCAAUCUGAGUUUGCUGGAUUUGAGUUGCGACGACCGGAAAAUAGAAGGAUAACAAUCGACAAAAAUCAAGCGAACAGGAGGCCAUCCAUUCGGAAUUAUAUUCUUAGUAGAAGCUAGAAGCCUUUGAAUUUGGCUAUGGCGGACGGGAAGUCUUCUACGACGGAGAGGUUUGUAAAAACUGUCCCACAUCCACCAAAGCACAGACUGACAGAGAAAGAGGUCUACGACCUCUCCGGAAAACCUAGACCAGAUGUCCUCAAACAGCACUUCUUACAGGAAGGACGGUUAGAAGAAAGCGUUGCACUUAGGAUAAUCAAUGAAGGAACAGACAUAUUACGGAAAGAAAGUACUAUGUUAACGAUAGACGCCCCUGUAACAGUAUGUGGUGAUAUCCAUGGUCAAUUCUAUGAUCUAAUGAAGCUGUUUGAAGUUGGGGGAAGUCCCCGCGAAACACGCUACCUUUUUUUAGGAGAUUACGUUGACAGAGGGUACUUUAGCAUAGAGGUAAGUCAGAUUGCUUUUUCAGGUAGAGACCAGUUCACAGUUUCCUCAUGAGCAGGUCUGUUCAUAUGACCUUGGCUUACUUUCAAUAUGAUAAGCGGAUUGCAAAGCAAGAUAUCAUGUAAGCAUGCCUCACAUAGCAGGAUGUAGAAAUUGCAUAACCAUUCGACAAGGAUAGCACCUCAGUGAACACGUUAUGAAGGAAUUUGUUGCAUUUCUACUUUGAAUGCCUUUAUAGCAUGUUGCUCUUAUUACAAUGUACUUGGCCAACCAUUCCAGUCGCCAGUGGACGCAUUAUUGCUUUCUUGUGGAUUAAAUGAAGAGCUCAAUUCAAAAAGAAUAUAUGAAUAAUCAAGACAUCAAAGUUGGUGGUAAUCUCAUUGAAUGUUAAGCCACUAUGCCUCUUGAGUACAAAUGACCUUCUUCUGAUCAUGCGCAGAAUGGAACUAUGAACUGGCUUAUUGUCCAGAUAUUGUACAAGAAAAAAAAAACAAUGAUAACCGUUUUCAGGGGGCUUCUCCAAAGACAUGGCGAGGCAAGUUUGACUGAUGUCAUAUUGAUAAACGCGCACACACCUUCACCUGCGUGUGUAUUGUGACAUCACAUUUUAUUUUACUUUAAAUACUCUGUCAAGCUGUGUUUUGCCACAACUCGUACAAUCAAAAUCAUUGAAGUCAUGAUGCAAAAUGAGGAAGAGAACGCAGCCUAAGGGAAAGAGGACUCCGCGUCAUGGGCUGCGUCGUGGGCAACAUGAAAUUUACAGCUCCUUAUUGUUGCGUCCUCGACAGAUUGUACAGCAUAUAACCCCCUCAAGUGUAGUGUUCUUUUUUUUUUUUAUCUCUGGAAGGUUAAGAUUAAAGUGCUUCAUCUAAAAUUCAUGAAGAGGGCUUCAAAUAUUUAUCAUCUCAAUAUAUUGAAAUGUAAACCAAGAGAAAUACAUGAUUUAUUCUUUCAUGUAUUUGAUCAUCCCGAUUAUGAAUUACACUUUAUUAGAUAUUCUAGGGAGUGCAAUGAAGGGACGUGGUGCUAGGUUACAAACUGACCUGAUUUAAUAAUUAGCUAGAUGACCGGCGAAAAGGCUCUUCCGUACCUGGAAACUAAUUUUCAAGAAGAUAUCUGUUACAGGAUUGAGGAGGAUCAUGAAAGGUUGAAAGUAGUUGAGAUACGUGUAGAAGGUCAGAGAUGGAGAGAGGGAUAGAGAUAGAUAGAGUGAUAGAUAAGGAAAGGGAGAAAUAGAAAGAGCAGGGAAGAGAGGAAGAGACAGAGAGGAGAGAGAGGUAGAAGAGGGGGGGGGGGGUGGCUAGAAGGAGAGGGAGACGACAUGGGGAGGGGGUGAAAGGGGAAAUAGAAAAGAGGGGUAGAGGGGAAAGUGUAGGUGGAAAGGAAGAGAGGAAGAAAAUGAGGAAAGGUGGAGGGGGAGUAGAAAAAGAAACAAGUGGAUUUGAAACGAAAAAAGUGAGCGGAUGAUGGAAAUGUAGCAAGGGAUAGCCGCCUGGAUCUCUCCUUGAAUAUGACUUCACUUUGACCUAGGGUGUAUCUUAUACUGCUGGAGCGGGAUUACGCUGGACAGAUGUGUGUGUCGAGGAUUGUUUCCAUACAUAAUACCGUGUGUAUAAUCCUGCAUAUUCUCUGUAUGUAUACAUAAAAAUUCCCUGGCAAUCAUGCUCUUGUGAAAACAUCCCAAUUCAAAUGGGUUUUCAUUGCAUCUAUGAAGAAAAUUAUCCGGGGGAUGAGGGAUGAAUAAUGUAUGAUAUUAAGACGCAGAAUGGAGUUUCAUGCUCUUGAAUUAAUGAUUGAAUGGAAAGUUUAUGGUGCACUGUAUCGAAGGCAGACGGCGCAUCCAACUGAAUUAUUCACAAGACAAAACUCCUCUCGAAAAGAGUGGCUGUGAUGUAUUGCUUGCAAUGGAGUAUCUGCUUUAGGAUCUAGUAUCACAUGAAUUAGUUGGACUAAUCUUGAAAUGGUGUAUAAAAAAGGAUCUUUGUCACAUCGGACAUUAUUUUUAGAUUAAAUUUGUUGUGCGGGACAUUCAAAGAAAAAAUAUAGAUUUUGUUUGAUUUGCUAUCAAUUACAGUGAUGAUUGAACGAAUUAAUAGUUUAGCUGUUGAAUCAUUAAAGGAAUAUAAGCAACAUUUUCCUUAAAAAAGCACAGUAUUAAAACUUUCUCGUAAACAUCCACCGACAGACCUGUGCAAGUUGAAUUGAAAAGCUGCAUGUAUUAUUUUGCUUGAGCAUCUGAAAAACGACAACCCAAUGUAUACAACUUGCUGACAUCUUUGGCCACAAAAUUAAUUGCAAAUUAUAAGCAGUUCAAAUGAGAGAAAAGUAAUUUUUGUUGAGUGGAUGGGAUUCUUAAAUGUCCACCUCAAAAAAGAAUUUGAUAACAGAAAAAUCAAACUAAAAUGCAGUUGUCACCUAGCGAUUUUUGUGAUGAUUGUUAUUAUUAAUCAUGACUCUUGCAUGACUUCAAAGAGUUAAACUUUAAAGCAAUAAUUUCUGUGUGAUAUGUCAUUGUAUCUUGAAUUAGCAGUCAUACAUAAAGGCAAAGUACACGGGGAGAGAAUAUUAAGUUGCGACAAAAUUGAUUUAGAAAGUUUGUCUUUUUCAAUUUUGAUGGAACCCUAAUCAUUUCUCCAAUAAACACCAGCAAUUUUAAGAUCUAUGAAAAAUUGAUUUGAAAAUAAUUAAUACUUUAUACUUUUUGAAAAGCUAUACAAAUAUUGAUCUCAAGAUGAACCAUGCGUUCAGGCACGGACAUGCUGGAGGAGGAGAUUAAUACUCCUUUCAUACUGCGCUUUUCCCCGGUGAAAAUUCGCUGGCGAAGUUCGCCAGUGAAGGGGAAGUGUCCAGUGUGAAAGGUACUCAGGAGAACUUCCCUGGCAAAACGGUUUCCACGGCGAACUUUGCCGAGGAAAAGACCAAUAUGAAAGCUCACCGGAGAACUUCUCCGCUUCGACGACGUCAGAGGUCAAAUUUCAUAUCCUCAAAAUCCCCUGAACUGAGAUUACGCGCACUGAACAAAGCGUAUGGCAGAUGAAUCCAUAGAGUUAAAUACCCUCGAACAUACAGUUUCUUUUUAAAUAACAAUAUUUAUUACCAAAGCGUCUUUUACAUGCUAAAAAUGCACUCAAAAUAUUAAAAUACUCUCGACUUUUUUGUUUUGCUUAAUCUUUCUAAAAUAUGUUGUAGAAUAAACUUUUUGACACCUUUUGUAAUCGAUAAGAAGUAAUGUUUACAAUUUUCUUUUCGUUUACUGUGCACGUGCCGAGCUUGUUCAGCUUGGACUAACAAGUAACAUUGUAUGCUAUAUUGCGAUAUCGGAAAAUUAAAAAAAUACUUCCUUCCGAACAAAUCGCCCGUAGACUUUCGCAGGGGAAGAAAUGUCAGUGCGAAAGACACAGUUUUCUUUUCGCCAGGGAAGUGAGGAAUGCGUGCUGGAGAAGUUCGCCGGGAGGGGGGGGGGGGGAAGGAAGAGGCCAGUAUGAAAGGGGUAUAAGAUUUAAGAUUUUCAUGUUUUUUUUUACUUUUGUCUUUUAAACAUUGAGCAUAAGCAUAUCCUCAGAGCGAAAAAUAGAGAAAGAGAAAUAGAGAG
Lytechinus pictus (painted urchin) is the source of this 4103-nucleotide messenger RNA. RefSeq names its product protein phosphatase 3 catalytic subunit alpha-like. Gene Ontology annotation, molecular function: calmodulin-dependent protein phosphatase activity; calmodulin binding. Gene Ontology annotation, biological process: calcineurin-mediated signaling. The transcript has 3 exons. The coding region runs from base 146 to 565 and encodes 139 amino acids. Lineage: Eukaryota; Metazoa; Echinodermata; Echinoidea; Temnopleuroida; Toxopneustidae. Gene Ontology annotation, cellular component: calcineurin complex; cytoplasm. The record is from RefSeq and is a predicted model, not a curated record.